Pestalotiopsis fici W106-1 is the source of this 1080-nucleotide messenger RNA. RefSeq lists its product as uncharacterized. The transcript has a single exon. Bases 1 to 1080 code for a protein of 359 amino acids. NCBI's taxonomy places the organism in Eukaryota, Fungi, Ascomycota, Sordariomycetes, Amphisphaeriales, Sporocadaceae. Gene Ontology annotation, molecular function: oxidoreductase activity, acting on the CH-OH group of donors, NAD or NADP as acceptor. The record is from RefSeq and is a predicted model, not a curated record.
AUGGCCUCAAUUCUGUACUCUCCAGUCCUUGACAUCGCGACAUCUGCUCGUCACGUCCUUUUAUCACCACUUAUAUCUGGACCCCUGCUAUUUACAGCAACGUUCGCUCCUCAGGUCACCCAUAAGGCCAUCUCUGCAAUCAUCUCGUGCCUCCCUAUUGCCAACGAUGCAUCAUUGCAGUUGAUAGAGCGAUCUGCCAUCACAGCCAUCCGUGCUCUUUUUGCACUCAGCAUCAUUCGUCAAGUAAACCAAUGGCUCAGCACUAUGGCUACGAACUCGUGGAGGCUUACAAAAAGCCGAGGUUGGGACUGGCCUCAAGAAAUCGCCGUAGUCACAGGAGGCGCCAGCGGUAUUGGCAAGGACAUUGUCGAAAACCUCACAUCUCUGGGAGUGCGCGUUGCCGUUCUCGACAUUCAAUCUCUGCCCAAGUCCAUGGAGUCGGAUGCGCGCAUCAAGUUCUACCAGUGCGACGUGACCUCGUCUCAGUCUGUGGCCGCGGCAGGUGAGGCCAUCCGCCGCGAACUCGGCCACCCGACGAUCCUAGUCAACAAUGCCGGCAUCGCUCGCCCGAUGCCCAUCCUCAAGAUGCCCGAGUCGCUGUUGCGCAAGGUGUUUGACGUCAACUGCCUGUCGCUAUGGCUGACGACGCAGCAGUUCCUGCCCAACAUGAUCCAGAUGAACAAGGGCCACGUCGUUACUGUCGCCAGCAUCGCGUCUUUUGUGGCCCUACCCACUGGCGCCGACUACUCGGCGUCCAAGGCGGGCGCUCUGGCGUUUCACGAAUCGCUCGCCUGUGAGCUCAAACACUACUACAAAUCACCCAACGUCCUGACUACGGUCGUUCAUCCAAACUUUGUCCGCACUCCUCUGGUGGAUGACUUUGCCGGGCAUCUGGAGAGCUCGGGAGUACGCAUGAUGAUGCCCAAACAGAUUGCAGAUCCUGUAGUGGCGCAAAUCAAGAGCAGGAGAGGCGGUCAGCUGAUUAUCCCCAAAUCUGCUUCACCCAUCGCCGGUAUUAGAGGCUGGCCGAGUUGGUUACAGGAGCUGCUUCGUGACAUACUAGGAAGGCAGUCACUAUAG